This is a messenger RNA of Hordeum vulgare subsp. vulgare (domesticated barley), 653 nucleotides long. RefSeq lists its product as uncharacterized. Bases 102 to 440 code for a protein of 112 amino acids. The record is from RefSeq and is a predicted model, not a curated record. The transcript has a single exon. NCBI's taxonomy places the organism in Eukaryota, Viridiplantae, Streptophyta, Magnoliopsida, Poales, Poaceae.
AUCCGGCAGACCUUCACACCAAAACAGCACACACAAGGCAUAAGCAGUGAGUGAGUCAGUGCAUCCACCUUCGAUCAGCUAUAUUCUGCAUCGAUCUGGUCAUGGCAGCAGCAAUGCUCCCGAGGCUCGUUGCCGUGGCGGCACUGGUCGCGCUGAUGUGCGCCGUCGCUGUGGCCCAGGCACCUGCCGCCGGCGGUGCGCCGGUGUGUGAGGGCGUCGAUCAGAACGUCGUGAAUGCAUGCUUCAAAAGCUUCGGAGAAGGUAUGAAAAUUGCCAUUGCCGACAGGAAGCUUUCAGAAGGAAAUGUCAUCAAGGUUAAAAUAGACUGCUGCGUAGCCUUUGGAGGCCACUCGUGCCUCUGCAAGAUGAAGAAGGUGUGGAAGGCUCAGAGCAAAAGUGCCCAGGAUAAUGUGCAAUGCGUCAGGGAGAAGGCCUGCUAGUGAGCGUGCGUGCGCGGGAGGUCUCUUCAGACCUCUAGCUAGUUCCUUGGAUAUGUGUGUUUCUUGCAUGUUUGUUUCAAGCGGUCGAUGUCCACCUGCUCCUUGCUUGCUUUUAUUUGCUUGUGUGUGUCAUGUGAGUGUGUUCUGUCGGUCAGUUGAGUCUUUUUAGUUUAUAUUAAUCAGAAUCAAAUGUGAAUGGAAUUUCUUGUUUCA